AACUAAGGCAGGGACAUAAAUUUUUGAAAACCCUGGUUUUAGGGCUUAUCGAUCCAUCUCUCUCUGUAAUGGCGAACGAACAACAUUCACUUCCUCGUCCAUGGUUCCUCGAAUUGGUACCGUUGUUGGUGGUCAUCCUGAUCGCAGCUCACGUGUUAGCUCUGGUUUAUUGGAUUUAUAGACUAGCCACUGAUAAACAGCCUCAAAGAAGAAAGGCACACUGAGGAUCACUUCGUUACUUCAGACUGAGCCAAGAUCUCAUUCUCUUCGGUGAAGGCUUAUUUUAAAAGGAAUUGUAUAAGUUCUCAUGGUAGUUAAUUGGCACUUGUCUGUGCUGUAUAUAAGCACACAUGCUACAUGUUUGAUUAUAAUUCUUGCUUGGUGGGAACUGGAGAUAACAUGUACUUUUUGAUUAUUGGGUAAACCGUAAACAUCAUUAUAAUUUUGCACAUCUUAUGGUUUUCCAUUUAAGCUCUCAGAAUGGAGCAAAUGUAAACAAACUCUUAACACUGAUUUCAUUGCUACAGAACUAUAAUGUACAAAUGAAGACAUAAGUCAUAAGAAGGUUAUUUAUUAGGCUGAGAUUUUCUGUCAUAUUAGAUUAGUAAUUAGAGUAACAAAGGCUUCACUUUCCAAUUUCGGUCUAAUCCAAUAAAGUAUAGUUUGAAUUUUCGUUUCAAUCCUUCUUUGAUUUUAUGUUUUUGCAUUUAUUUCUGUUACAACUGCUGCCGAUUCUACUGUCAUUAUUAACUAUUGUUAUU
Messenger RNA from Tripterygium wilfordii, 761 nucleotides. RefSeq lists its product as uncharacterized. The transcript has 3 exons. NCBI's taxonomy places the organism in Eukaryota, Viridiplantae, Streptophyta, Magnoliopsida, Celastrales, Celastraceae. The record is from RefSeq and is a predicted model, not a curated record. The coding region runs from base 69 to 224 and encodes 51 amino acids.